GGCAGCGGGGGCCCGGGCCUCAGCUCCCGGACGGCGGAGCCGGGCAGCGCCUCAGUUCUGACCAUAAUAACUGUUCAGGAUAGGCGACAGCACUUCAACCUAACCCCCUCGCAGGUUAGACAGCUGCGGGUGGAGGGAGCACCAGAGGGAGAGAGGAAUAAAGAAGAAAGAGGGGGCAAAGGUGGAAGAUGGGACCGUUUCCCUUGUGCUUUAGGUGACUCUGAAACCUGGUUACCAUGAAGUCCCGAAGGAGAUAGAGGGACAGCAGUGGGAAUUUCUUCUCACUCCUCCAAAAAAAUCCAACAGUUGCCUAAUGGGAUUACCUCUUAUGCUGACGUCAUGGGGAGCUGCUGCAGUUGUCUGUGCAGAGACAGCAUCCCAGACAACCAUCCCACCAAAUUUAAGGUAACGAAUGUGGACGAUGAAGGUAACGAGCUGGGAUCUGGGAUUAUGGAGCUGACACAGACGGAGCUCAUCUUGCACACUCACAAACGAGAUGCUGUCAGGUGGCCCUACCUCUGCUUGCGCCGCUAUGGCUAUGACUCCAACCUCUUCUCCUUUGAGAGCGGUCGUCGCUGCCAGACGGGGCAGGGGAUUUUUGCCUUCAAGUGUUCCAGAGCAGAGGAGAUCUUUAAUCUGCUUCAGGACCUGAUGCAGUGUAACAGUAUCAACGUAGUGGAAGAGCCUGUUGUCAUCACCAGGAACAGUCACCCCACAGAGCGGGAGCUCUCCCGGACCCCCCAGGCACCCAACAGUCUGGGGUACACUGUCCCAGGAUUUCCCAAUGGAUUUCACAGCUUCCCUGGAGAAACCCUAUCAUACUCCGCAGCCCGCCACCCCUCUGUGAGCAGCCUGAGGCAUUCCUCUGUGGGUGAAGACUCUACUCAUGCCCUUAUUGGGCCUGACGAGCAGUCCCACACCUACGUCAACAUGGCCAAUGGUGAUCAGGAGCUGAGGGGCCGACAUUGUAUGCACUCCUUGCCUGAAGUCCACCCUCCUUUCCCCCAUAGGAACCGCAGCUGCUCCCUCGAAGACCGCAAUCCCCAGGUCUUUCUGCAGCCAGGGGAGGUUAAGUUCAUCUUAGGUCCCACGUCCAACUACAGACGCGUCUGUCGGCACCACCGGGAGUGUAGGACGCACUUCUGCCCCCCCAACAACAACAACAACGAGUGCGAGGAGGAGUGUCCUUCGCCCCAGUGCGUCUACGAGAACGUCAAUGGCUUGCUGCCCCCCAGCACCUCCUCUCUCUGCCGAGGCGGGCGCUUGAAACUCACCCGGGAGGACGCGGGCUUACCCGGCUGCUCCCUUCGCAGAACGGCGUUGCUGCACUAUGAGAACUUGCCGUCGCUGCCCCCGGUGUGGGAGUGCCAGCCGCUCCGGCGGGGCAAGGAGGACGCGGGCGCCGGGGAUGUGCUGACGCCUUCCCCCAACGGCUACUCCGAGGCUGAUGAAGAAGAUCCCCUGCAGAACUACAUGAACUCGGAGAACACGGCGCUGCACGGGGGCAGCGGCCAGCGGCGCAGCGGUUUCCUGCCAAAGCCUCGUCGCGGCUGCGUGCCCAGCGUCUUCAGCUUCGACUUCCCCCGGCCCUGUCCAGAGCAGCCGCGGCAACUCAACUACAUCCAGGUGGAGCUGGAGGCUGAGCCGCGCAAGGGACAUCAGAACCCACCGGUCCCCCGUGUCCCACCUCCUGCCACCCACGAAGCCCGCCGGACGGACUCCUACGCAGUCAUUGACCUAAAAAAGACAGCGGCCAUGUCCAGUUUGCAAAGGGCCCUGCCGAGAGAUGAUGGGACUUCGCGGAAAACUCGACAUAACAGCACUGACCUGCCUCUGUAAGGGGGAACGCCAAGUGCAAGCACUGUGUCGUGGCUUCGGUACCUGCCCUUCAGUGUAUUGCCCGGUGUGACUUCCAUUCGCCAUUGCCUUCUGCUUCCCUGUUUACCCCAUACCUGGUGUCAUGGGAUGGCUCCUACAGCUGAUGUUAAGGCUAGUCUAUCUGUCCGUCUUCCCCUCUCCGUCUCUCCCAUGUAGUUCGUUUUUAAAGCCUUGUGGGAUUUUUGACGAUGCCGUUUGAAGGUUAAAUUUCUGGUGAGAGGGGCAGAAGGUGCCAGCAAUAGUACCGGCACUGUGUGGAUCCAGCCUGGAAUCGGGUUAGCUCUGCUGAUUGCCUGGCAGCUCCGUGAGCUGUGCCAACAGCCUGGCUGCAGAGGCAGGGUGGUAGCAUGGUGGAGGCGUGUUUCCAAAAGCGAGUUGCUUUAGGAGCUCCACCGCAAAUCAAGCCCGUUUCCCGUGGAUUUCAUGCCUUGCGACUCCAGGCGAGCUCUGCAGCCGGGCUGCUCCACAGUCGGUUUUUGCCUUGGGGUUUCGCUGAUCCCUGAUGACUUGGGAACUCAUGCUGCGGUCUUUUCCCCCUCAGCUCUCUCUGUUCUCCUAUUUUUUUGAAGCUCGUAGAAGCUUUUCAUACUUCUGUCCCUUUCUCAGAUUUGAUUUAAAUUGGGCAACUCUAGAAAUUAGUAGAGAAGGAUUGACAGCCAUGGGCACAGACACUGUGAUCACAUAAACCUGAUUUUCUGAAGAGACCCUGCUUUAAAAGAGGAGGGGAAGACCGCAACUAUGAGAGAGUUUUGAGGUUUGGUAUAGAAAACUUCAAUUGUACCGUAUCCUGUUUCGAUUUUUAAGCGUUCUUUUUGGUGGCUGUUCAGAAGUGUUGUUGAUAUAUUUAUUUGUUUACUUAUUUAUUUAUUAAAUGUUCUUUUGCAUCUCAGCGGUAAUUGCCAAAACCGGUGCCGAUAUGAAACAUGUACUCGCUGUGGCUCACGUCCUCUGUCUGGGGAACAGAUCUCAGAAGAUGUUGGUGGCUUUGCUGAGCUGCAGUUGGGGAAGAGAGCAGCUGUGAAUCAAAAAUUUUUUA
This is a messenger RNA of Gymnogyps californianus (California condor), 2914 nucleotides long. It is a transcript of the gene FRS3, whose product is annotated as fibroblast growth factor receptor substrate 3. Lineage: Eukaryota; Metazoa; Chordata; Aves; Accipitriformes; Cathartidae. The transcript has 8 exons. Bases 340 to 1839 code for a protein of 499 amino acids. Gene Ontology annotation, cellular component: cytoplasm. Gene Ontology annotation, biological process: cell surface receptor protein tyrosine kinase signaling pathway. The record is from RefSeq and is a predicted model, not a curated record.